UGGGUUAGUCCAACUAAUAUCAUCAAUGCGAGGAUGUCCAUACAUACAUACAUACAUACAUACAUUGAAAUGAUUGACACUUGCUAAGCUGUGCAACCCUCCUGCUGAUGUUAAAUAACGCGAGUUUAAUGACGAAACCAACAUUCAAACACUGAUAUUAAAACGCAAAAUCCGACAUUUAUGGAAAGCCCAUUAAUACAUUUGAACAGAGAGAAGAAGAAGAAGAAGAAACUCCCAAUAUGUGUGUGUGUGUGUAUAAUAGCAUUAUGUUUGGUAAUAUUUAUGAGUGUCGACAGUUUCAGAAUCCACUGCCUCUUUAUAUUUGAGCCAUUUUUUUUCCAGAUUAUGAAGGAUCUCCAGAAUUGGUUAAAAAUCCUAUCAAAUUGCACAAACUUAAAACGCUAUCACCAACCUUCAUUAUCUCCAUUGUCACCAACCCCGAAUCUCCUCUAUUAACAUACAGAUCUCUCUCGUCUUAUAAACGCGAGCAGUAGAAAAACCCAGAAACGCGGAGGAGGAACAAUGCCAAGGCAGUUGCAGAGAUCUCUCCAGGGUUACCUUUCGAAGAUCAAACGGGAGACGGGGAAAAUCCAACUGCCGUCGAAUUCAUUCUCGUCGUCGAAGAAUUGGGUUCUGUCUGGAUGCAAGCAUCCGAAGACGCUCUCGUUCUCCGUCAACCGCAGGCACAGGAGACGCAAGAGCAAAAGCAAGGAUGGCGAGAGCGACCGCGACAGUGGUCACGCCGCCACUUUGUCUGACAUCGACCGAUUUCUCGAAGAGAAUUUCAAAUCGCUUUGCAUCAGAGAUGACGAUGGCCACGGCGACGACGAAGGUGUUGGCGCGGACAGUGAACGCGACCGGGCGAAGAAGAAGUUAGACGAAAGCGAGGAUGACGAUGACAGCAGCGACGACGACGAUCAUGACAGAUUCCAGAGGGCGUGGGGCCCAGCUCUGUACGAUUCCCCGAAACCGUCGGAAGCGCCGUCGGAUCCGAGGAGAUCGGAGCUUCCGACGGAAGAGGGACGACGGAGCAUCGCGACCACCACCACCACCACAACGACAGCGUCGAUGUUGGAGGAGAUUCCGUCGAGCUCUAACUCAUCGACGUUCCGAUACGGAGGGCGAUCGGCGGUGCUGCCGGAGAACUGUAUAGCGGUGCUGAGGAACGCCCCGGAUCCGCAGGAGGAGUUCCGGCGAUCGAUGGUGGAGAUGGUAGAGGGUAGGUUAUACGGGAUGAAGGAAUCGGAGGUGGAUUGGGAAUUCAUGGAGGAGGUGCUCUUCUGCUACCUGGAGCUGAACGACAAGAAAUCGCACAGAUUCAUACUGAGCGCCUUUGUGGAUCUAAUAGUAGUCCUACGUCAGGAGGAGAAGACCGUCACCAGAAACGGUAUGACCAGAUCUCUCAGCAGCCGCAUCGCCAGGGACAGGCUCAGGCGGAGGAUGCGCCGCCCUUUCUAAGACCAACCCCUUGCUUUCAUCCAAUUAUUCCCAUCCCGCCACCUCCGCCAUUGUCGUUCUUUGUCUUGCCUGUUUGGGUUCAGGGCUUUGUUCGUUUUUUCACAAGACAGCAUGAUUCUGAUGGCCCAAACGAGCGAGGAUAGCCCAAUGGGCCUGGCCCAUUAUUAGUUCAAUUACAUAAUUAAAAUAUAUAUUUUUAAAGACCUGACUCGUGUCGUGAAUGUAUGUUGUGAUCGUGUCAUUCCUCAAGCUCGACGUAGAUCUUUCUAGAAGCAAAGAGUAUCUCUGCAACAUCGCCCAUCAAAUCAUGUUCCCAAAAUUAACCAACAUGUAAAUUUUUACAUAUAUAUACAAAUACAAAUUACAAUUAUACCUGUAUAUAUUUGAAAAAAAUAAUAUUUUAAAUCAAACAAAAUAAAUACUUUCUAGAAAAUUAAUUGGAAAAACCACCUUAUUCAAAAGGGGAAAAGAAAAUUCCAGACAAGCCCUGCGUCUUGUGGCCGUCUGCUCCUUAAUAAAACCCCUCUUCCCUUCCAGUUGCCCCCGGUGGUUCAUUUCCUCGCGGCGACGGCCACACUCACAGAUUU
Molecule: messenger RNA, 2045 nt
Organism: Tarenaya hassleriana
Lineage: Eukaryota; Viridiplantae; Streptophyta; Magnoliopsida; Brassicales; Cleomaceae
Product: transcription repressor OFP14
Exons: 1
Coding region: 523-1458 (311 amino acids)
Biological process (GO): negative regulation of DNA-templated transcription
Source: RefSeq, a predicted model, not a curated record